CCCUCCCGCGAGUGAAACCUCCUGUUCUCUUUUCUCCCUUCUCCCAUCACUCCCGUAGCUCUCUCUCUCUCUCUCUCUCUCUCUCACUCUCCAUUGCUCGAGAACCACGACUGAGCCUCUCCACUCUCACUUCCGAUCACUCCCAGCGAGCCCCCACGACUGAGCCCCCUCCCACCACGCCCACGACAACUGAGCCCCCUCCCGUAACAUUCACUAAUCGACAUUCACCAUGCCCCCUCCCAGCGACACGUGAAGCCACCGUGAAGCAUCUCCUCCUCGACGGUAACCACAAAAACCCUCGACGACAGCGCCUGUUGUUAAUUUCUGUGCUCCUCCCUAUUGCCGUAAAAAACUCCAUUGAAGACAAGUGUCUGUCACCAUAAACAACGUCGUCGCCAGUUCGUCCUCAUCAGCAGCUUAUUCUCGUCAACAGCUCUUUCCCGCAGCUCCUCAGAGCUUCUCCAGAAACUAUCUCCAGCAGCAACAGGGUUGGACGUAACAAUGGCAGGAGUGAUAAGAAAGUUUUUCAUUGCGUCCAUGUUUAUGUGGGUUGCUCCUGUCGCAAUAUUGUAUGGUUUUAACCAUAAUUUGCUUCCGGGUUCAACACAGUUGUCUCCCCAUUCUCUGACGCUGGUUAGUGGCUUCCUUGCUGUCAUAUCUGUCAAUGUGGUUAUUGCCCUCUAUGUAUAUAUGGCAAUGAAGGAACCUUCAGAUAAACAUGAGCCAGAUCCUGCAUUUCUUGCUGAAGCGAAAGCUAGUGUCAGUCAGUCUACAAGUCAAGCCGAUAAUUCUUCCCAGCCAGUAAAGAAGCAACAGUAGUUUAAACUUAAGCCUUUCUCGUGUACCAAAAAUGAAAAAAAAUGUGGAGAAAACUUGCUGGUUGGAUAAUUGUCUAAAUUUCACAUGAUAAAGUUAUUCUCAAGCUUGGUGUUUGAUUAUUAUUUAUCUUUGGUUCACUUUUUACUUGUCAAAAGAUUAUUAUGUUUUGUUACAUCCGGCUUAUUUUUAGUGGGCUGAAUUUGUAGUCAAAUUCUUCUUGCAUUAAAUUUAUGAUUCCUCAGGAGCAGUUGCAUGAUAGCAGCCUGGUUGACCAGGCAGAAGCUUUCCUUGGAUGAGCGAGAGCCUCUUCUACAUGGGGGGCUUAUCUUUGUUCAAAUAGAGGGUACAGUGAAGAGCAUUGCGCGUGUAGCCAAGCUGUGCAGUGUGUCUGUCUGUGUGGCUGAUUGAGGACCCUCAUUAGUUUGUUGUAAGGACCUUGAUCAUUUCCUUUUUAUUGUUGUGCUUGUAUUAAAGAUUGAGGACUCUCUGUAAUUUGGUUGUGUUCACUUGUGUCUUGGCCCCUGCGUGUCUCAAGUGUCGUGGGGCAAUUUACAAGGGAAAGAAAAAUGUGUAGGAAAAGUCUGGCUUGUGACACCCGUUGCAUAAGCGGGGAGUGGACACAACCAGCCAGACAAUUAUGCUA
Messenger RNA from Juglans regia (Persian walnut), 1462 nucleotides. RefSeq lists its product as uncharacterized. NCBI's taxonomy places the organism in Eukaryota, Viridiplantae, Streptophyta, Magnoliopsida, Fagales, Juglandaceae. The transcript has 4 exons. Gene Ontology annotation, biological process: vacuolar proton-transporting V-type ATPase complex assembly. Gene Ontology annotation, cellular component: endoplasmic reticulum membrane. The coding region runs from base 502 to 819 and encodes 105 amino acids. The record is from RefSeq and is a predicted model, not a curated record.